CCGGCGCCGACGCUGCCCGCGCCGCUGACCAACCACACGGGCAUCUGCGGCAGCGUGGACGCGCGCAACAACGUCACCGAACUCAAGCGCAAGCUGCAGGGCUGCCGCGUCAUCGAGGGCUUCCUGCACGUCGUGCUCAUGGACAACACCAACGAGACCAGCUUCCUCAACGUCAGCUUCCCCGAGCUCAGGGAGAUCACCAGCUACCUGCUGGUGCACCGCGUGAAGGGCCUGCAGUCGCUGGGCGCGCUGUUCCCCAACCUGGCGGUGAUCCGCGGCCAGGUGCUCUGGGUGGACCACGGCUACAUCCGCUACUCGCUCAUGAUCUACCAGUUGGAGGACCUGAAGGAGGUGGCGCUCGCCUCGCUGACCAGUGUGCUGCGGGGCGCCGUGCGCAUCGGCAAGGUGCCCCAGCUCUGCUACGCCCACACCGUCGACUGGGAGGCAAUCGUCGCAUCCAAGGAGAUCUACAUAGACGCUCCGGAGUGCGGGCCGGAGCGCGAGCCCUGCCCCGAGUCGAGCUGCAACUCGACGCGCUGCUGGGGCCCGCGGCUGUGCCAGCGCUCGGGCGACCCCCGCUGGUGCGACCAGAGCGGCGCCUGCAGGCGCUGCCACCCGCAGUGCCUCGGCGGCUGCGACGGCCCCGGCCCGGACGCCUGCUUCGCCUGCCGCGGGGUGCUGCACGACGGCCGCUGCGUCCCCUCCUGUCCCAGCACCGGGGAGCUGCGCUUCGAGUUCAUCGGGCGGCGCUGCGUGUCCGAGGAGCAGUGCCGGCGCGAGCCGCUGCCUCCAGGCGGCAACAAGGUGCCCGGCAUCACGUGGAUCCCGUUCCAGGGCCGCUGCCGCCUAGAGUGCCCGGAGGACCACCAGAUGGUGGGCGCGCCCAGCGGUUACGCCGUCUGCGUGCCCUGCCGCGGCCGCUGUCGCAAGGUGUGUGGGGACGGCCGCGAGAGCGUGGUGCGCACGCUGGCCGACAUGGACAAGUUCCGGCAGUGCACGCACGUCGACGGGUCGCUCACCUUCAUCCUGUCCGACGACGAGCACGACCUGUCCGAGGAGCUGCCCAGCCGCUUCGGGCUCAUCCAGGAGAUCAACGGACACCUCAAGGUGACGCGCUCGUUCGGCCUGCGGUCGCUGGACUUCCUGCGCAGCCUGCGGGUGAUCCACGGCGGCGACUCGGCGGACAAGCCGGCGCUGGUGGUGAUGAGCAACGACAACCUGCAGGCGCUGUGGGACUGGGACCGCAGGGGGCCCGACCCCGAGUUCAGCAUCCGCCGCGGCGGCCUGCUCUUCCACGACAACCCGCGGCUCUGCCUCGCCGAGAUAGAGCGGCUGCGAGACGUCGCCCAGAUGGACGACUUCACCGUCCACGACGUGUCCCCCGUGUCAAACGGCUACCUGGCGUCCUGCGGCCGGGUCUCGUUCGACGCGGAGGCCCGCCCACUCAACGAGACGGCGGCCGAGGUGCGCUGGGACAGGGGCGGCGUCACGGCGCGCCUGCCGGGAGUCAUCGGCUACGUGCUGCACUACAGCGCGGCCAGCGACGCCGGGGGCGCCGGGUCCGCGGCGCAGCAGAACACCGACGAGUGCCACACAGACGGCUGGAAGAUGGAGUUCGCCAUGCUGCCCCUGCGGGAGCGGCGCGCCGUGCUGUCGGGACUGCGGCCGCACACGCGCUACGAGUUCUACGUGCGCGCCUACUUCUCGGACAGCGUGCGCGACGGGAGUCGAAGCGCGGUCCGCCACUUCAGCACCCCCGCCGGGCGGCCGUCGGCGCCGAGGCGGCUGCGCGCCGUGGCGGCCCCAGGGCUGCCAACCGCCGAGGGCGUGGCCCUACGCUGGCAGCCGCCGCUCCACCCCAGGGGCGACAUCCUGGAGUACGUGGUGCGUGUGCGUGCGCUGCCGGAGGGCGACCUGUGGGGACGGGACUACUGUGUGAGGCCGCCGCAACCCAGCCUUGACGAUCACAACAUCGACGAUGGCGGCGACGAGACCACCACCGCUAUAGCUGCCUCGACAGCCACCGAGCCGACGCGGCGUGAGGAUGGUCGCCGCUGCUGCAGCUGCGAGACCCCGCGCCGGCGCUGCAGCCUGGACCUUUACUCGCGGUACUCGCAGAGCCGCCUGCUGGACUGGCACGGAGAACCCGACGACCUGGACGACCUGGACAGCCCGGCCGAGGCUGACGAGGCGAGCUGCCUGUCGGCGGGCUUCCACCGGCUGCUGCACGACGACCUGCUGCCGCGCGCCGCCGCCACGGCACUGGCGGACGUCGCUGCGGGCGACGUGGGCGCCCGAAUCGUGGAUACCGAUGCGGACGUGGGACCCGCCUCGGACGACACCGAGGCGGUGCGGGUGCCCGCGGGCAACUUCAGCGCGGAGCUGCGCGGCCUGUCCCACUACUCGCGCUACGUGGCCCGCGUGGAGGCGUGCAACGACGGCGGCCGCUGCAGUCCGGCUGCGCUCAUCACCUUCAGGACAGCAGCACGUAGGGAAGCGGAUGCCAUCGAGGAGGCCCACGUGGUGUCGGCCUCGUGGGAGGAGGUGCGUCUCCAGUGGCGCGGACCGGCAGCCCCCAAUGGGGCGCUACUGGCUUACAACGUGGAGUGGGGCCGGGGGGACCAGCGUGCUGGCCACCAGUGCCAGCCUGUGAGGGUCUCCGGCAACCAGUCCUCAGUGUGGGAGGAGUACACGCUGAAAGGCCUGCGACCAGGGGAGUACUGGGUGCGCGUCGCUUCCAUCACAUUGGCUGGCCUGGGCCACUACUGCGACCACAUUCCGUUUACAGUGCCACCCCCAGCGGCGGAUAAAUCCGGCAACGGUGCAGGUAUUGGUGGUGGGGGUUCAGGUGACGGAGGAGGGAACUACAGGGAGGACGGGCCUGGGGGCAGAGCAGGCGCUAGUGGCGGCUCGGACUCAGCGUCGAACACGACUCGCACUGCACUGACCGCAGUAGGGGUGGCGGCGGCGCUGCUGGCGGUGGGGGCUGGGGCCACACUGCUGCUGUGGUGGCGCUGCCUGGCCGCCAGGAGGGACGUGCUGCUCGCCACCGUCAACCCAGAGUACAUCAGCCUCGCCAAGUACGUGCCGGACGAGUGGGAGGUGUCGCGCGACAAGGUGACGCUGGUGCGCGAGCUGGCGACCGGCUCCUUCGGCAAGGUGUACGAGGGCGUGCUGAUGCCGUGCGGCGAGCGCUGCGCCGUCAAGACGGUGAGCGAGCGCGCCACGGCCCGCGAGCGGCUCGAGUUCCUGCACGAGGCGAACGUCAUGAAGAGGUUCACCGGCGCGCACCACGUGGUGCGCCUGCUGGGCGUGGUGUCGCGCGGCCAGCCGCCGCUUGUCCUCAUGGAGCUGAUGCACCGUGGAGACCUCAAGGGCUUCCUGAGGGCGGCGCGAGAGCCCGACGGAGAGGAGCGCGCUCUGCUGGGCGGACACUACCAGGAUGGCCUCCCCCUGGGCCGGGUGCAGAGGAUGGCAGCCGAGAUCGCGGACGGCAUGGCAUACCUGGAGGCCGUCAAGUUCGUGCAUAGGGACCUGGCGGCGCGCAACUGCAUGGUCGCGCAGGACCUCACUGUCAAGAUUGGAGACUUCGGGAUGACACGGGACGUGUACGAAAAUGACUACUACAGGAAGAGCAACAAGGGCCUGCUGCCUGUGCGCUGGAUGGCGCCGGAGAGCCUGCAUGACGGCGUGUUCAGCUCACUGUCUGACGUCUGGAGCUAUGGCGUAGUCCUCUGGGAGAUCUCAACGCUGGCUGAGCAGCCCUACCAGGGCCUGUCCAACGAGCAGGUGCUGUCGUACGUGCUGGGCGGCGGCCGGCUGCCGCGGCCCCCAGACGCCGCCCCCGCAGUGUGGGCGGUGUGCCAGGCCUGCUGGCAGACGUCGCCUGCGCUGAGGCCCACCUUCUUGCAGCUGGUGCGCUCGCUGGACUCAUUGGGUGGCGGUCUGGGCCCGGACUUUGCGGAGGUGUCCUUCUACCACAGCGAGGCUGCCGUGGCACUCGGGGAUGGGGCCGACACUGUGCGGAGGUCUCCACCGCCCACCGUGUACGGCUUCCUGCCGGCAGACCUCGACGAGACACUUUUCUGAUCACUGCUAGCUACGUGGCUCCCAUCUAUGUGACAAUACCAGCCUCAUCCCAUACCAGGGUACCCGUCUACUACAGCGACAUUGCCAGAACUGACAUCAUGCAAAGUUCUCUGAUGCUCUUCCAGCAGGGUAACCUGUAUGAGACGUUCUUCUGAUCACGUUUUGCUACAUAAUCUCCCGUCAUGUUGGUACCGUAGACCUCACCACCAUACCUUUACAAGUGUCCAUUUACACUGGAGGGGUCGCUUCAUUUUUUGACAGAUCCAACAGCACUGCUUCUACUCUGUAUGGCUACCUAUCAGAAAAACUUGACAGCCCACUUUUCUGACCACCUCUCGUCACGUCACAUCUCUGUGAUGGGUAGGCCUGACUGCAGACAUUCCAGGGGUAUCUAGCCGUCACAAAGAGACCACAACAUUCUAGGCAGAGUUGACACAACAUAAGAGUUUUUCCCACGGUUAUCUUCCAGGAGAUCUGGACAAGACAUUCUCCAAAUAAUCUCUUGUCCUUUCACCACAAUGAGGCUGCUGCAGGUCUCUCAGAUGGAACCAACAAAAAACAGAGGUCCCAGCACCCUCCGCAUAUGGCUACGUACAGAGAGACCUUGAUGAGACACACUCUGUUCACCCUUAACUACAUACCUCCUAUCUUUGUGAUGGCUCUGUGGCUCAGUGACCAGUGCGAGCCUUUCAGUUUGUCACCACUUCAGCACAUUGCAUGUCCAUAAAAUAUCCCAGCUGGGGUACAGGAAACCACAGUUUAACGCAGAUUCCCAACCACGUUGCGUUUCUGGUGAAUCCUCACGUCACUGACUAGUGAAGGCUAAAUAGAGACUGAAAAUCCGAAAUGUAACCAGGAUUAGAUCACUCGGUUUCACAGUUUCCAGGCAAAUGUUUUACCACUAGACCACCAUGUCUGACUAGUAGGAGGUGUAUAAAAGUAGGAUGACAUUAUUAUGGCCAUCUGCCAGUAUCGAAACUAAGUGCACGCUGCAGCAUGCACACUGGUUGAACUACCUGGCACUGACGCAGCCAGGAAAUGUUAGGUAUCUGUAGGUGUUUGGAGCCAUGCUGUUUACAUUGCUCCCACAGUUAUUCAAAGGUUUCUGGUAGAGGCGAUAUUCAUGCACAGAACAAGACAAUCAUACUAGUCAGUUCGUGCGAGCGAUGACCUAGGCGCAAUCUGUGCAUGGGUCUCCUACCACGACACUAGGAUACAAACUAUCAUAAACUUUAUUCCUCACUCUCAUUUUUCAGUUAUUUUCAUAAAGUACCGUGAGUAAUGCGCCUUCCAUUUUAGUAUUAUUUAACUUGUCUGUAUUAUUUUCUUGUGGUUUAUGUGAAAUACAACAUUAAUCAAAAUAUUUGUUGCUUUUAGAAGUGUACAUUUAUCAAUAAAUUACAAAAAAAUGCAUUUUGAGGUUCAAACAUUGGUGCUAGUACAUAUCCAGAAAUAUUUUUGUACUUAAGGAGCAUGCAUUCAUUUGCAAAAAGAUUUAUGUGCAAUUUUAUCUAACUGUAUUAUUUACAAAGAUCAUGUAUGUGAUAAUUGUGUAUUAUAAGUGUCAAUAUUUUUUAAGUACUGAAGACACAAAACCUAUAAAUUGAAUUAUUUUUUCUGUGUCAAACAAAGUAAAUCUUAUUUUUUACUCGCAAAUUAUUGGACUAGACGCACUAAGAAAUACUUGUCAUACUUGUAACUCAUAUCAUAAAAUAAUCAUUUGUUGUAGCUAUCAUAGAAUAGAUAAAUAUAUUUCUCUAUCUAUGUACCUGUUUUAAGAAGAGCUGUGUAAUAGCACAUAUAUAAAAGUGUUGAUUUGAGAGGAAAAGAUACUUUUCAGUUGAUGUCAGCAAUGACAAGAAACGCAAUUUGUCGAUCAUAGACAAUUUAUUCGACUAUUUCACGACUUUUUUUCUUCACACGAGCUAUAUUUCCUAUAGAAAAAUAGCAACAUUUCUAACUUGUCAAAUAGUCAUUCCGCAUCAUGUAAAACAUUAUAUGUUACAAAUUUACGUUUAUUGUCUCAUAGGAGAGCAAACAUGUGUGAUAUAACUAAUGUGAUAACGUACCUGUAACGGCUGUGAAAAUGCGAGUGUAACCUGCAAAUCAAGUCAAUAAUUUGAAUGAGUAAAAUAAAUAAAU
Molecule: messenger RNA, 6231 nt
Organism: Schistocerca serialis cubense
Lineage: Eukaryota; Metazoa; Arthropoda; Insecta; Orthoptera; Acrididae
Product: insulin receptor-related protein-like
Exons: 16
Biological process (GO): cell surface receptor protein tyrosine kinase signaling pathway; glucose homeostasis; positive regulation of kinase activity
Cellular component (GO): axon; membrane; insulin receptor complex
Molecular function (GO): insulin receptor activity; ATP binding; insulin receptor substrate binding
Source: RefSeq, a predicted model, not a curated record